This is a messenger RNA of Miscanthus lutarioriparius, 414 nucleotides long. NCBI's taxonomy places the organism in Eukaryota, Viridiplantae, Streptophyta, Magnoliopsida, Poales, Poaceae. The record is from the annotation of a GenBank genome assembly.
AUGGCGGCGAGCACCACCACGCCCACGAUGCCGGCGACGGUCACGCCUCUGCCGGGCUACGGCUACCAGGGCUCUGCCGCGGGCGCGGGCGCCGAGCCUCUGCACAGCUCCUCGGGGUCCAUCGGCACCUUCUUCGGGGUGCUCGUGGCGGUCCUGGUGCUCACCUUGCUGUCCUGCGUCUUCGGCCGGGUGUGCGCGGCCCAGGCCGACGGACCCGAUGAGCGGUACGACUGCACGAGGCUGGCCCGGCGGUGGUGCGGCUGGCGGGCGCCUCGCCGGGCCGCUGUGAAGCGGGAGGCAAAGGCGCCGCCCGUGCUGUUACUGGAAGUGCCCGCCGCAUUGCCACUGCCCGAGGAGCCAUUGAACCCCGCCCUGAAGCUGCAAGCUAAGGUGACGAUCCGAGUGCUGAUCUGA